Suillus subaureus is the source of this 177-nucleotide messenger RNA. RefSeq lists its product as uncharacterized. The annotation marks the transcript as partial. The transcript has a single exon. The record is from RefSeq and is a predicted model, not a curated record. NCBI's taxonomy places the organism in Eukaryota, Fungi, Basidiomycota, Agaricomycetes, Boletales, Suillaceae.
UACAAAUGUCAAGAUUGUCUUGGGGAGCCACUAUAUUGCACUGGCUGUUGCAGGAGUCAACAUUGUUGCAAUCCUUUCCACUGGAUCAGUCAAUGGAAUGGUCAAUUCUUCGAGCAGAGUUGUCUCGCCCAUGUUGGACUCGUCAUACACCUCGGUCAUGAUGGCAAACAACAUCCA